Castor canadensis (American beaver) is the source of this 4364-nucleotide messenger RNA. RefSeq names its product coiled-coil domain containing 69 (gene Ccdc69). The record is from RefSeq and is a predicted model, not a curated record. Gene Ontology annotation, cellular component: cytoplasm; nucleus. NCBI's taxonomy places the organism in Eukaryota, Metazoa, Chordata, Mammalia, Rodentia, Castoridae. Gene Ontology annotation, molecular function: microtubule binding.
CGCCCCAGCCGGCGGGCGCGGAGCGGGCAGCGGGGCCCGGAGCGCAGGGCCCUCUGGGGAGCCCGGGAAUUGGGACUCCCCCCUCCUCCGGGAGCCCCCAGAAGAGGAUGGGCAGCGGACGCAGCCGGCUGAGCUGCUGCAAGCCCCCUAAAAAGAGGCACCAAGAGCCAGAUCAACUAUCCCACCCAGAACCACAGGAAUUGGGUCCCCUUAAUAAGGACACAGCCACAAAUGUCCAGCUAUGUGCAUCUGAGGAAUCCAAGCAGCACCAGAAGGACAUAACCAGAAUCCUCCAGCAACAUGAAGAGGAGAAGAAAUGGGCCCAACAGAUGGAGAAGGAGAGGGAGCUAGAACUUCGGGAGAGACUGGACCAGCAGCGAAGAGUCCUGGAAGGAAAAUACAAGGAGGCCCUGCAAGUCCUCCAGGCCUCACACGAGCAGGAGAAAGAAGCCUUUACACACUCCUUCCAGGAGGCCAAAGCUGCCUUUCAGGACACCAUAGCGAGACUGACCUCACAGCUAGAGGUAUUUCAGGCCAAGAUGAAAAGGGUAGAAGAGUCCACUCUAAGCCAAGACUAUAAGAAGCACAUCCAGGAUUACGGGAGCCCCAGCCUGUUCUGGGAGCAGGAGCUGGAGAGCUUGCACUUUGUCAUCGAGAUGAAGAAUGAGCGGAUUCACGAGCUGGACAAGCAGCUGAUCCUCGCGGAAACAGUGAAAGAAAAAAAUCUGAUGUUAGAGGAAAAAAUAACAACCCUGCAGCAGGAGAAUGAGGACCUCCUUGUCCGAGCCCAGAAGCAGGCAAUGAUGUCAAGGCAGCUCUCAGAGGACCUGCUUCUGGCCCAAAAGACCCUGGAGGAGGAGUCACGGGUACGGCGACAGCUGCAGCAGGAGAAGGAGGAGCUGCUGUAUCGGGUCCUUGGAGCCGAUGCCACCUCCACCUUCCCCCUGGCCUCUGUCACCCCCACAGAAGUCUCCUUCCUCGCCACAUAAUGGGCAGGACCUGGGCCCACCAUGACACCUGUGCUCACAGCCCCCUCCAAAGACUUUCUGGAGGAGACAACAAGAGUGUCUCAGUUCUCUUCCCAGGAGGGAACAGGGUGGGAGUGAGGGGGGAAGCCUGGGUUCACGAAUGCCCAGGGAGCCCUUGAGCCUGGGUCAUGAGGACCACCCACAGGGCUUUGAAGGCGCCUCUCCUCUAGUUGGCCUGGGGAUCAAGCAAGAGGAGCCCUUUCCUCCUGCCCCUUUCUGCCCAAAUCAGUAAGUGCUGAGGCUUUUCCCAGGUGGCCUGUGCUGCUUUGGCCAUCUGACAAAGGAGACAGCUCCCAGGCCCAGCUCAUCAGCUUUGCUGCUGACUUAUCUACUGUCAGCAUCCCCCAACUGUUCCCACAUGUGCCCUCUCCCUCUGUCAGCCUCAGCUUACCCCCACCCUAAGAUGUUGAGGUGACAAGAUGGCCUGUCGCUGCCGUGUCUACCUCCAGGAUCAUCUGAAGGUUAGACUAGGGGUUGAGUGGUGGACACACGCUAUGAGUCAGAGCAGGAAGGGCAACUGUUGGGAGGGAGUCCCUGCAGGCCCCAGGGUGACCGGAGAGGCAGCCACCCUAGCCAGUAUCACUCUGGUGCCUGAGUGGUCAGCCCCGGGGGCAGUGGCAGUCACCAGGCCUGACUCAUCCUCCUGCCCUCCUGCUGCUUCAGUCUCAGUGCCACCUGGCCCCAGGGGCCACCUUAGCAGGUCUGAGGAUCCUCAACAGGCAGGACUGAAAGGGAGGGGGUGUGGCCUCCACAGACUCAGAACUGGGACCUCUCCUGUUGUCCGGGUCCUACCUUUCCUGUUGCUCUGUGUUCUCCCAGGCUCUGGUGAAGUCAGUAUAUGACUUAGUCUUUCUCUGCCUUCCUCUGCCUAUCCCCAUCACAGUCUCUCUUUCACUCCUCUCUGCCUUCACUCCUCCUGCCACCCUGGACCCCAGACCCUGGUCCUGGGCUCCCAUAUGGCCCUCAACUUCCCCAUCAGUGAGAAGAGGUGGCACAGCAAGUGACCUCAGCAGGGCUGUGCAGUGGACAGUCUAUGGCUUUCAGGUCCUUCUCAGGAACUUCAGGUAGCUAUAUUUCAGGAUCCUAUACUACCCUUCCUCCUGCAUAAAACACUGCCAUCAGUCCGCUGAUCAUCAGGAGAUCCUUGAAACAGGUUCUUACCCCUCUUUUGCAGCAGAGCAAGCUGAGGCCACAAGAGCCAGAGGUCCAUGCCUGAGGCCACCCAGUUCAGCCAUAAGCUGUUGACCAGCUCAUAGGAAAAGCCAGUCCACAUUUUCCAUCAGUUGACCUAUGGUGGCAUCAUCCCAAACAAACCACCUCUCCACUCCCCUGGAUACCAUCUCCAUCCAUUUCUGGUUCUUGAAGUUCAAGUGUGACUGUUUCCCUACUGAGCAUCUGAGAAGAGGUCAGGCUCCGGGAGUGCAGAACUGCUUGUCCAGCCAUGGCUGGUCAAGUCUCUGGGAACCUCAAGAUUGAAGUGCACAUGGAAUGGUCCAUGUAACUUUUUCCGAAACACAUCCGGUGUGCACUAGUUUAUUAGACAUUAAUAGGCAUGACCAAAAAGGAAUCAGUGGUCCAGAAUCUCGGGAAACUCUAGGUUUAAUCCAGUUAAAUAGAUCAGCAAUCUUUAAAAUGCUAGUGUGUGUUGCCAAUUUCCAAGAAGGGAGCAAAGUAUCCAGCAUCUUCCAAAUUUCUUUGACCAAGCUGCUACUCUCCCACCCCACCCCGCCCCACCCCCCAAAGCACUUCAGGCUGCAGAAUGCACUUUAGAAAGCAUCCUUUUAAUUGAGAGAGGCUGGGCUGGUGAAGGGGAAUGCUGUAGUGAGCAGGGGUUUCCCUCAUGUACCCUAAGCUGGACUGAGGAGGUGAGCUGUGGUCAUCCCCUUACUCUGGGGCAGACAAGCUGUAGAAAGUAAAAGAACAUGGCAUGUCUCCGUUAGUUGGUCUCUGUGUCUUCCCAGGAGGAGAAAGAGGUGGGUCUUCUGAGGACUCUGCCAGUGGCACGGAUCUUGAAGAUACCCUGGGACCUGGUGAUCCACCAGAGGUUCUGGGCUCCCUCUUCAUGUACUGGGGUUCCACAGGCUCAGCUGUGCUCCAGCCUUAACUGAAGCCUGGGGUUAGGGUGAUGGCUAGAUCGAACAUUGGCCUUCAUAUGGGUCAGGGCAUGGAGCGAGGCCAGGGUGGAAGUGAGGGUGAAACACAGUGAUGGGCUGGAGGGUACAAAGAGCCAGUAAGCAGGUGAUUUCUGCCACUCACUGUGGGGCAGAAUUGGCAAAAGCAACACUGAACUUCCUACAGGUAGUUACCCCUGUUUCUGCCCAUUGCUGCAGCCAGAAAAGGAACUAAGAAGGGGUACAAGAACUAAGAGGGCUUCGGGUCACACAGCCACAGGUGGUGGCAGAGCCUGUGCCAUGAAGGUUGGUAACCCAGCAGGUGUAGAAGCCAGUAUCCCCAGCCCAAGUCUCUUCCUCAUACAGGGUGCUCUCUGCCUCCUGCUGUACCUGAUCGUCCCGGUGUAUCACAUUGGCCCACUCACUGACAUAGGGGACAAAAAGUAACUGUCCAUUCCUGGUGCCAUCUCAGAGUGAGGCACCAGCGAGCAGGUAAGAGGCACCAUGUAGCCCUUCAAGGAAAGGGAAGUGACUUGCCCAAGGUCACAUUUGGCAUCGGGCCAUCUUAAAGGUCAGGUUCUUUGUGAAAACCUUUAUGCUUCAUGAGUUCUUGGAGAGAAGCUGAUGUCUCCUCCCUGACUCAAGAAAUAUUCCAGAGGUAAUGGCUCAGCACAGGAUUCUCUGACAUGGUUUCAUGGUUGUCUGGUUCUGCAGGGAUGUCAUUAGCACUACCUCCCCAAAGAUACAAUGCGGAUUCUGUUAUCAGACAAGUUUGGGAGAUUUGAGUCAAACCACGAAGUCAGGAGACAAACCUCUGACAACUUGUGCGCAUGAGUGUUCUCACUCUGCCAAGCAAAGGGUGAUGAUUAGAGGAGCGCUUUCCUGAGAUCACAUUUCUAGACAUGGGGCAGGGUGGGAGAGAACUUGUUGGCAUUCUACCACCCCCAAGCACAUGCAUGGAGAAAUGAUGGCUUAGCAAAUCCAUGUGGUUUCCAAACCAUCUCUCUUCGUGGGCCUCCAUUUCCUCUUAUGACAAGCAGGAGAAUGAUCCUUCAUGCUUCUUGUGGCCUCUGUGGGAUCCAUCUUUCUGGGGCCAGCCCUGGGCCAGCCACUGCAGGGAUGAACUCGGGGUCAGAAUGUGUGGCUCAGCUCAUGUAGAGGUGGCACUGCAGCAAAUUUUUUUUUUUUUGGCAGUACUGGUUAAACUCAGGGUCUUGUGCUCGCU